GAGCACAAGCCCCCAAAAAUGGUUUCUUGUUUAUUUUCACUUGUAGCAUUUAUUAUAUUGGCUUCAUCUUCUGUGGAUGCGUUUAAACUCAGCGAGGAAGAAAAUGCUGCCCUUCAAAAAACUUGUGGAACAAAAAUGAGAGAAGCCGAUAGUUACACCCGAAAAGUGCUGAAUGGCACAAUUGCUAAUGCUGGAGAAACUCCAUGGACUGUCGCUCUUUACAUUCCUGACCACCUCGAUCAUUCCGUUUAUACAACCGGCACCCUUGUCUCAAAUCGUCACAUUAUUUCAUAUGAUAGACUCUUCCUCACCAACACAACUGAUGGCAUCAAGCUGAGACAUAACUUGAAGGCUGUUAUUGAGAAGGAUAUGGAAUGCGAAGGAAACGAUUAUUUACUUCCGUCUGACCUUGUUCGCAGUGUUGCAGUAUUCUUGGAUCUGUUGAGUGUUGAACGACAAUCUGGACAUGAACAAUUGGAUGUUAAAAGUGUCAGAAUUCUCAAUGGAUGUGUGAAGUCAUUCCAGUUCAAUAGAGUUGCAGUGAUUGAAUUGAAGAAACCUGUGCAUAAAGGACAAAAUGCUCGGCCAAUUUGUUUCGGAUCUGAUUUUCGUAUUUACACCGGAUACAAGUUCUUUGGCUACGGUGACAAUCGUGGAGCCGUAAAAGACGCAACUCUUCGUCAUACAAAGAUCAAGGAGGUUCCAUGCAAGCACCCAUCAGAAGAUCUUUUCUGUGUGACUGCCGAAAACCCACUUUGUAAUGGAGACUUUGGAGGUGCCGCCGUGAGUAAGUUCCAUGGAUCAGUUCGGGCUUACGGUGUCUAUGUGGAUGGCCCAUAUGAGUGUAACAAGGCAAAUAGGAGAACCGUUUAUACAUUUGCUAACAUGACAAAACUAGCCGAGUCCCUCUGUGAUGUAACUGGUAUCUGCGCUCCAUACCUUCCAAGUCAACAAACUACCGUGACGACUACAAUUACUCCAGUUACAUCCAUCGAUCAUACCAAUACUACUCCAAACCCUGGAUCAUUCACUACAGGAUCAGGUACUGUAACGGGUUCAGAUGGAACUUGCCCCGGAAACCCAUGCAACGGAUUAUGCGUCGAAGAAGAUGAUGAUGAUAUUCAUAUCCACAUUAGACUUGGAAAAUAUAAGAAGACUAGAAAUGAUAAGGAUAUUGAGAUUAUUCGUCGUGGACCUAAAUCUUUUGGAACAAAAUCUAUUUGAAAAUGAUAACGAUUUAAUAACAUAUUGAACAUUU
Molecule: messenger RNA, 1258 nt
Organism: Caenorhabditis elegans
Lineage: Eukaryota; Metazoa; Nematoda; Chromadorea; Rhabditida; Rhabditidae
Gene: try-8
Product: Peptidase S1 domain-containing protein
Exons: 3
Coding region: 19-1224 (401 amino acids)
Biological process (GO): proteolysis
Molecular function (GO): serine-type endopeptidase activity; hydrolase activity, acting on carbon-nitrogen (but not peptide) bonds, in cyclic amides
Source: RefSeq, marked reviewed